This is a messenger RNA of Aspergillus melleus, 4842 nucleotides long. RefSeq names its product ubiquitin-protein ligase RKR1. Gene Ontology annotation, biological process: rescue of stalled cytosolic ribosome; ribosome-associated ubiquitin-dependent protein catabolic process. The transcript has 8 exons. Gene Ontology annotation, cellular component: RQC complex; cytosol. Lineage: Eukaryota; Fungi; Ascomycota; Eurotiomycetes; Eurotiales; Aspergillaceae. Gene Ontology annotation, molecular function: ribosomal large subunit binding; zinc ion binding; ubiquitin protein ligase activity. Bases 1 to 4842 code for a protein of 1613 amino acids. The record is from RefSeq and is a predicted model, not a curated record.
AUGAGCAAAAAGUUCAAGUCCCAAGCGUCGAGUAGCCGGGCCGCGGCCGGAGCCUUUGGUACAUUUGGGGGAUUUUCAGGAGCCUUUUCGACCCAGGGAAGAGAGCCUUCUUCCCUGACCUACGUGGCCGAGCCUCCGGACUUGUCGCGCAUAUCGGAGCCACAAUUGGCAAUCGCGUUCAAGAAUUUUCUGAAAAAGGACGAGGUCACGAGGACGCGAGCAUUAGACGAGCUGAAGGAUUUCGUUUCGGGUGUAGAAAGCAGUGGUGGCACUCUCGAUGAUGGAUUCCUGGAAGCCUGGGUAAAAAUAUACCCGCGGGCAUCGAUCGAUCUGUCUCGUAGAGUGAGGCAAACGGCGUAUACUAUUCAAGGAUCGGUUUCAUCGCUGGUAGGGAAAAGAAUCGCCCGAUUUUUACCCAAAGUAGUCGGCGCAUGGCUUGCAGGCCUGUAUGAUAAUGACAAGCCCGUCCAUCGCUCUGCUCUAGAAUCCUUCACGCGAGUUUUUUCCACGGACGAAAAGCGAAAAGGCGUGUGGAAGGUCUAUCAGACCUCCAUCCUGGAUUUUGUAGAUGAUGUCAUUCUUCAACAAACUCCUCAGACUUUGAGCGACGAGCGCACCGUCAAGCCUGACGACGCGGAAGCGAAGUACGCGCGCGUGGUAGGAACUGCAAUUCUACUAUUUAAUCGAAUCAUAGGCAACUCAACCCACGAAGAACUUGAAAAGGACCUUCCAACUAUACAAAACCUCCUUACAAGCAAAUCGUUAUGGGCUCUAUGCUACCAUGAUGACCCCUUCGUCCGCAGGUCCAUUUAUACGCUUGUGCGCUCGGCAGUGGCCAAGGAGCCCGAAGAACUCGAUUGGAAACUCGUCAGCGCAGCCUUGAUUGGCAAAUCACUACACGCCUCUCAAUUAGGAUCGUCCUCAGACCUGUCCGAAUCUCUACUUCAGGCCACAUCUGCAAGGCCUCAGUUAUGGACGGACGAUUAUUCCGGUAAAUCGUCUGCAACGAAGAGGUUGCUUCAAUACAUGCAAAAGGGUUCCCAGGGCGGCGCAGGCUCCUUCUGGCCAAACCUACACCAGCUACUUCUGAUAAUUCCGGUGCAGACAUUGGCAAACGGUGACUCGCAGAUUGGGCUUACAACGGCAAUUGCUUUAACCGAAGCAUUCCAAGAAGGGCUGACUUCGAGGGACGAGCCUCGACAAAACCACGCCGUUGCCUGGAAGGCUUACGUUGAUACCGGGAUGUGGCUUGUAGAGCGACUAUCUGCUGGUGAGAAAACAAAGUUCCUGCAAGAACGAUUGUCCCCUCUAUUGGCGCAAUACGUCAAGCCUGAACCAGAUCGGUCGAAGUGGUCACUCCCAGCUUUGUCCUCUAAGAACAUCACCAUUGAUUAUCUCGAAGGACUGCUGGCUCACGGUCAUGCAAGUGAAGUGGAAAGGGUAUGGACUGAACUAUCAGAUGGUCUACUUGAGGCCGUCAAACUAUCUUCCCCAGAGCAAUCGAAGGACUUUAAGUUGUCGCAGGACGAAGUGUGUUCCCAGGCUGAACGCCUUCUAGUUUUAGAGGCGCUGGUGCUUUCGCGGGUCGUCGGAACGGAUGGUGAGACUCAAAUACUUGGUAUAUUCGAGAGGACGAAUUCGCCGUUACUUGAAAACUGCAUCCAGGUCCUUCAGACUCGCAACGGCAAGCCCUACGGAGCGGCCGCGGUGGUUGAAGGAAUGGUCAAUAACGUUGCACAGAUCGCUCAGCGCUCUCAAGCUUUGGUAGAAUUCGUCAAGAAUGACGCCCCGGAGCUUCUGUCAUCGCCAUCUGCUGAUCGUCUGAUUUCCCUGAUAUUGACUUGUCGGUCUUGGGAUGGCUUUGGCGAGAGCUUUGGCAGGAUCAUUGAGCAAGUGGCAAAGUCAGAACCGGAGUCGUCGAAUGCACAUGCUGUUCAGAAAUUACUUUCCACCCUCAAUUUCAAGGAGGUGGACGGGAAAAGUGUGCUUGGUUCAUUGAUCAUGCGAGCCCUAGACCAGGCCUGUAAGGGUAGCAGCCUGCAUUGGUCCAUUGUUAUCGCCGUUCUCCAGAACCAGUCUUCCCAUGGAGAGCUUACGGAUUCAAUGUUUUUAUCGCUCAUCGAUGCUCUUUCCGACGAGAAUAAGGCUUUGGAUACACUUCACGGUCUCUCCCAAAUUGCCAACUCCGUCCCGACUGCCCUUCGGGGCUUCCAGAGUGGUUCGAACGGCUCCAAAUUGACCGGAAAACUGCACUUCCUCGCUGAAUCACCGUCGGAAGAAGUUGCGGUUGUUUCAGAAUCUUUGAUCAAGACGUUGAAAAAAACAGUGGUCGGCGAAACAAGCGCUCGGUCAAGCGUUGAGAUUCUCCAGCACAACUUUGAACUUGUCAGUGCUGAGUCGCUUUCGAUCGAAUCUCUCUUGAGCAUAGCGGAAGAGCUACUACACAGUACCAAACCCGAGGACAUUGGUUCCGUGGCAAAGGAUAUCCUACCAGGACGCCAGACCUGGGAGAAAGCUCUUGGUCCCUUCCUUGAGCUCCCUCCUCGGCCAUCGACUGCUAUCACUAGCCCUCUUGGUGGCACGGUGCAUCUCGUUAACCGACAACUGGCCGCUGAUUUCAAGGAGCGGUAUGAAGCUGUCCCGCGCGACUCGAGCCACUGUUCGUCCGCAUUCCGACUGGCCUAUUUCACCACCAAAGUUCUCUCCUUAUUUGCCCUUGCCGGACAUCUCGGCACGGAUGAGCUUGAAACCCUUUUCCACAAUCUCCCUCUUGCAGUACAAUUAGUCGAUGACGAUCUCAGUAUUGAAAACUCCAACGGCAUAACGGGACUUACGCUUCCCGAGCAGCGAGAGGAGUACAUGGAGGUCGUUAAUGAUGGCCGAAAGGUUAUCAGCGGAUGGGUCCACUCUAAAGAUACUCUUGCCACAACGAUCACCUCUUUCUGGGAACGGAAGCUUGAAGGGCUUCAAGGUACUUCGCCAUCAGACUACCGGGUCGGAGAAUCUUUUGUGAAAAUUAUGGGUAGUGUGGACUCGUCAAACAAAUCCAAGACUCCGGAGGAACUUACAGAACUAUGUAAAACUGUUCGGACAGCCAACGCUGUUCGGACUGCAUCAUGGGUGGCUCUCUUACGUCAAUCGAUCCUCUCUACGCCGGCCGGGACACGACUCUGCAACGAACUCGUUGCGGACUCUACAGGGUUAAAGCCCGAAGACGAGAAGAAGGACGGCCUGCGGAAGUUGUCGUUGCUCAACCUUCUUCUGGCAGGUGAUGAGAGUGUCGCUGCAUCCAUUCCGACGCAGAGGUUGAUGUUCCUCCUCAAGCAUCUCAUCCAGUGUCUUCAGUCCGAAAGUGCGCCUCUGAGCGUCAAAGCUGAAAUUUUGCAGAGUUUGACAUACGUCUUACCCUGCAUUCACGAGAUGUAUGGCUCUCACUGGGAAGAAAGCAUGGAUGUUCUCAGCACAAUCUGGCAAGGCAUCAAUGGUGGCGAUGAAGCAUUGCCAUUGCUCUUGGCCUCUUUCCGACUUUUCGCUUCUUUGAAGUCAAUUGUGGAUGACGAAGAGAGUAACGAUGACGUUAAGGAUGCUUGGGCGGAUCGCAAGACAGUGUUAUUCAACCGAUUGACUUCGACGCUGCACAAAUUCGACUCUUCGACCACUUUCUACCAACCUCGCGAUGUCGCCGUCGACCGCCUGCGCCGCCUGCUCAAUGUCAUUCCUACCGACAGUCUUGAGGAUGUCAGCAAAGUUUUCCCUCUUUUGACCGCGCAUAGUGGCACCGUCCAGCGGGCUGCCUACAACAUCCUCCACCGGUAUAUUCCGAGCGUUCAAGAACAAAUUUCCUUUGACGUGGCGUUAUCCAAGACGACCGUCAGACUGCCCGACGAACUCAUGUCUCUGCUACUCGAAGCUCCCACGAUGGCAUCUGUCAACCUUGCCUAUGACGAUGACCGGACAUGGGCGGAUAUACGGUCAUAUCUUCUGAGCUGGAAGGUGGUGUUUGACCAUUUCGUUAAUGCAUCUCUUACUGUUCAAGAAAACUACGUGACUAGCAUUAAGGAAAACGACACGCUGGCGCCGUUGCUGGAAUUCAUGUUUGACUUCCUCCAGGGCUCACACGGAAAGAUGAUAGAUGCGUCUAAGUUUGACAUUCGGUCAUUCGAGCUGGAUCAGUCGGAGACCUACGAGAGAGAAACCCAGUGGCUUCUCGUCCAUCUGUACUUCUUGUGUCUGAGGCACGUGGCUAAUAUGACCAAGAAUUGGUGGAUUGACACGAAGAAGCGCAUCAAGGGGCCUGUGGAGGCGUGGACGGAGAAACAUGUCUCGCCCCUGGUCAUUGUAGAUGCACUUCAGGGCAUCACGGACUGGGUGUCGACGCAGGAUCCCAACGAAGAGCGCGCAUUGGCGGUUAAAAUUUCUCCCAAGACGGCCGAGAUCAUUGCCAGCAUUCCGGUCGACGAAGAGUCGCCUCCUGUCUCCUUGUCUAUCUCGCUUCCUCCGGCUUACCCCCUGCAGCCCGCCGUGGUCGUGGGUCGCAGCCGGGUGCUGGUCGACGAGAAGAAGUGGAAGAACUGGCUUCUAACGAUCCAGGGAGUGAUUAUGUUUGCCAACGGCAGCCUGGUGGAUGGGCUGUUGGCGUUCCGCAAGAACGUGCAGGGCGCAUUGAAGGGACAGAGCGAGUGUGCGAUCUGCUACUCGGUGAUUUCGACGGACAUGCAGACGCCGAACAAGCGAUGCGCGACCUGCAAGAACACGUUCCACUCGGUGUGUCUGUUCCGAUGGUUCAAGAGCAGCAACCAGAGUACGUGUCCGCUGUGCCGGAACAACUUUGUCUACGUAUAG